Molecule: messenger RNA, 1296 nt
Organism: Cryphonectria parasitica EP155
Lineage: Eukaryota; Fungi; Ascomycota; Sordariomycetes; Diaporthales; Cryphonectriaceae
Product: FAD/NAD(P)-binding domain-containing protein
Exons: 3
Coding region: 1-1296 (431 amino acids)
Molecular function (GO): FAD binding
Source: RefSeq, a predicted model, not a curated record
AUGGAAUCUUUCAGGGUUAUUGUGACUGGUGGCAGUGUUGUAGGCCUUGUUCUCGCCAACGCGCUCGAAAAGGCUGGCAUCGAUUACAUUGUUCUCGAGAAGCGGGAGAUCGCUCCUCACCUAGGCGCAUCUAUCUCCGUUCUGUGUCAAUCAGCCAGGGUAUUCGAGCAGCUAGGGAUUUGGAAAAGGAUGCUGAAGGAGAGUCUACCCUUGAAGGAUCGCCUGCAUUUUGAUGAACAUGGUAACCUCUUUGAGAACACGGCCGUGUUGAGGCUGAUUGGAGAGCAAACAAACCGGCCCUUCCUCUUCGUAGAGAGGAGAUCCUACAUUCAGACAUUGUACGACAACUUGGAUGCAAAACACAAAGUGCGGGACUAUACCGGCGUUGUAUCGUUCAGGGAGGACGAGGAUGGCGUGACCGUUGUCACGGAUAAAGGGGAGGAGAUCAAAGGCAGCAUCUUGGUUGGGGCUGAUGGCAUCCAUAGCACUGUGAAGCGGUUGAUGGAUGGGAAUUCUGGAGAGUCCGACGCAACAGGGGCCGAAAAGUUGAACGACAGCUUCGUGGCCACGUACAGGGUUGUUUUUGGCACGUCACGCAACGCACGGUCUGACGACUCCUCCGAGCCUUACCUUCCCGGUGCUGCAGUCCACAACGUUUAUUACCGAGGGGUCUCUGGCAUAGCUGCUGCUGGGGUUGAAGGGCUCGUGUUCUGGUUUCUGUUCGUCAAGGAGGAUUCGCCUUCAAGAACGCCGCAUUGCCCGCGAUACACGGACGAAGACGCACAAAGAACAAUCGACAAGUACGGCCAUCUGGCUUUGGGACCAGGCUACACCUUCUGCAAUCUCUGGGAGAGCAGGAUCAGAGCUUCCAUGGUGCCUCUGGAGGAAGGGGUUCUUGGCAGGUCAUGGAAUAGUGGGAAAAGGGUCGUGCUGAUGGGUGACUCUGUUUCCAAAUCUACUAUCAACCCAGGGCUCGGUGGUAAUACUCACAUUGAAGGCAUUUGCAAUUUCGUCAACGAGCUGAAGCCACUCCUCGAGAACUCUCCCAAGCCGACGACGGAGGAAAUCCAUUCGUUAUUCCAGAAGUAUGAGGACAAGCAGCGGCCCCGAGCCACAGCGUGCGUCAAUGUUUCGUCUUACAUCACACGAUUCGAGGCGAUGGACACAUGGUACUGGCGUCUCGCUAGGAUCAUAUCGCCUUGGGUACCCGACAGCCUCAAGGCCAAAGCAUUCUUGAACUUCAUCAGUUCUUCUCCUAUACUGAACUUCUUGCCAGACCCGGAUAGGGAGAUCUGA